UCUGCCAUCAUAGUCUCCUCCAGCGCUGUUACUUCCAGCUGGAAACGACGCAAGUGAAGCCAACUCCCCCCAGCUCAAGGCGGGAGCUCCCUCUUCCUCUCUCUGUUCUGCUCUGGGAAAAUGAAGGGCACGGAGGAAAGACAGGCCUCCACGCCCGUCCCCCAGGCUUUUCCCUUUGCCUUCCCGCCCCUCACCAUCCGCCCUCCCAACUAGGCGGAGACGAAGCCACAUUCGCCCUAAGAGAGGCGGGGCCGCCUUUUCUAACCCUGCUCUCGCGAGCUCUCGGAACUCUCGCGAGGUCCGACGCCCGACUUGUGCGCCCGGGAAACCCCGUCGUUCCCUUUCCCCUGGCUGGCAGCGCAGAGGCCGCACGAUGCCUGGAGUUACUGUAAAAGACGUGAACCAGCAGGAGUUCGUCAGAGCUCUGGCAGCCUUCCUCAAAAAGUCCGGGAAGCUGAAAGUCCCCGAAUGGGUAGACACUGUCAAGCUGGCAAAGCAUAAAGAGCUUGCUCCGUAUGACGAGAACUGGUUCUACACACGAGCUGCUUCCACAGCACGGCACCUGUACCUCCGGGGCGGCGCUGGGGUUGGCUCCAUGACCAAGAUUUACGGGGGGCGGCAGAGAAAUGGCGUCAUGCCCAGCCACUUCAGCCGAGGCUCCAAGAGCGUGGCCCGCCGGGUCCUCCAAGCCCUGGAGGGGCUCAAAAUGGUGGAGAAGGACCAAGAUGGGGGCCGCAAACUGACACCUCAGGGACAGAGAGAUCUGGACAGAAUCGCCGGACAGGUGGCAGCUGCCAACAAGAAACAUUAGAACAAAUGAUGCUGGGUUAAUAAAUUGCCUCAUUCGUAA
Messenger RNA from Trichechus manatus latirostris (Florida manatee), 850 nucleotides. RefSeq names its product ribosomal protein S19 (gene RPS19). Gene Ontology annotation, biological process: translation; ribosomal small subunit assembly. NCBI's taxonomy places the organism in Eukaryota, Metazoa, Chordata, Mammalia, Sirenia, Trichechidae. Gene Ontology annotation, cellular component: ribosome; cytosolic small ribosomal subunit. The record is from RefSeq and is a predicted model, not a curated record. Gene Ontology annotation, molecular function: structural constituent of ribosome; RNA binding. The transcript has 6 exons. Bases 374 to 811 code for a protein of 145 amino acids.